UUGAGAUUUCAUAAACAAAUGAACUUUUCAUAAUGCCGCUUUCAUAAAGUCGUGAUUUCAUAAACUACAGAGUUAUCAUAAACAGAAAAUAUCCAAACGAUGAAACCCGAGCGGACUGUCACGGCUUUUAUCGCGAGAAGGGAGAUGCAGUUAGUAAACGUGAGCAAUGAUGCUAACGUUAGCUACUUCCUGUGUAGUUUUGUAACACUGUAAUAAUGGACUUAUGCAAGUUUGAAUGCGGACCAUUAUGAGGAGAGAGCUGCUGCAGGUAGAGAGGAUCCAUGAGAGGUGAGAUGUCUCAGGUGCGGCGGUCAGUGACGGAGGCGAUGUGGGCCAUGUGUGCGGCCGACUCCAUGUCCAUGCCGGUCCACUGGUACUACAACAUCGACGACAUCAGGAGGGACUUUGGCGGCUGGAUCUCAGGCUUCAACUCUCCCCGAAGCAGACAUCCAUCCAGCAUCCUCAGUCUGUCCAACACCGCCGGCAGCGGUCGGACCAGCUGGUCUUCAGGCGCCAAGCGGCCCGACGUGGUUGGAAACGUGAUCCUUCACGACAAACUAAACCUGUGGAAGUCUUCCAACGGCACGGUCCACUACCACCAAGGUCUUCAGUCUGGCGAUAACACCCUCAACGUGCUCUGUUCUUUACGAGUGCUGCGUUCGCUGGUCUCAGGACAUUUCAGUGACGUCUCCCAGCCUGAUGCUCGGGCCGCCGUGCUCUCAGACUACAUUCAGUUCCUGACAACCCCCGGCACGCACCGCGAUACCUACGCCGAGUCCUUCCACCGCUCGUUCUUCGCUGACUGGCAGGACAGGAGGCCGACGGCGCCACGAGAGGUUCUGGAGUUUGCAGAAAAACGCUCCUUAAAAAAGAUGAGCUCCUCCGUCCCAGACAGUCAGCUGGACGCCAUCGGCUGCCUUCCCAUGAUCCUCCCCUUCGUCCUGCUGUCGGCCUCGGCCAAUGAGGAGCAAGCUGUUUCAGCCGCUGUAGAGUUCGUGAAGCUCACCCACCCCCAUCCCAAGGUGUCCGAGUACGUGUCCAUCUACAGCCGGGCGCUCCACGCCGUGCUGGGCGGGGCCAGCAUUCGUCAGCAGGCCGAGCACGCUCUGAGGAGGCUGGACACCUGGGACACCUGCCAGAGCUACAGCCGUAAGGCGGCCAGGUUCCCGCUAAAAUCUGAGGAGCGUCUGAAGGUCCACCAGAGCGCCGUGAACUACCUGGGGCUGGCCUGCUACACUAAAGGAGCUCUGUCCAGCAUGUUCUAUCUCGCCUAUGAGUUUCACGAUGACCCCAAAGGAGGAAUCCUGGCCAACACCAACUGUGGAGGUGAGAACUGUAACCGGGGAACGGCGCUGGGGGCCCUGCUGGGGGCCGGGGGGUCAUACUGCGGUGCCGUCAUCCCACAGGAGUGGAAGGACAACCUCAGGGACGCUCAGGAGUUCAUCCCAGACAUCCUGAAGGAGCUGCAGUUAGUGUAGCAUCGCCCCCUGGUGGAACGGAGGGAAAUACUGUGUGUCUUCCUGUUUACAAACACAACAAUGGAACUAAGCUUUUUAUUGAUUAUCAUUGGUUUAUUUAAUUUAUGAUGAUGUGUUUUCCUUCAUUAACGUUUUCUUGGACUUUACAUUAAAGAAUCACAAGGCUGAAAGCUAAAUACACUUAAAGGGAUUGAAGCUUUAAUAUUCAAGAACUGAUACAGACUGAAAUAUCUAUUUAUGAUUUAUUAUUCUAAAUAUGAAGCAUCAGCAAACCUCUGAAGAACAAAACUACAUGUAGCUGCUCCUAUGGAAAAUAAAGUGAAAUAAAUGCUGA
This is a messenger RNA of Cheilinus undulatus (humphead wrasse), 1812 nucleotides long. RefSeq lists its product as uncharacterized. The transcript has 9 exons. Bases 282 to 1478 code for a protein of 398 amino acids. The record is from RefSeq and is a predicted model, not a curated record. NCBI's taxonomy places the organism in Eukaryota, Metazoa, Chordata, Actinopteri, Labriformes, Labridae.